This is a messenger RNA of Rhizophagus irregularis DAOM 181602=DAOM 197198, 186 nucleotides long. NCBI's taxonomy places the organism in Eukaryota, Fungi, Glomeromycota, Glomeromycetes, Glomerales, Glomeraceae. The record is from RefSeq and is a predicted model, not a curated record.
AUGACGAUCAGAACCUACGAAAAAACAAAGCCUGCUUUAAUUGACAUUGUUCAGGACAAGGGAAACAGUGUUGACGAAGAUGACGAAGGAAAUGAUGAUACGAUUCAACAGAAUGAGAGAAAUAAUGACCAAUCGACUCAACAGAAUGAGAGAAAUAAUGAUUCCAAUAAAUCCGAUGCAGGUUGA